Molecule: messenger RNA, 3444 nt
Organism: Ruditapes philippinarum (Manila clam)
Lineage: Eukaryota; Metazoa; Mollusca; Bivalvia; Venerida; Veneridae
Product: putative transcription factor p65 homolog
Exons: 11
Coding region: 132-2183 (683 amino acids)
Biological process (GO): canonical NF-kappaB signal transduction; innate immune response; non-canonical NF-kappaB signal transduction
Cellular component (GO): nucleus; cytoplasm
Molecular function (GO): DNA-binding transcription factor activity; DNA binding
Source: RefSeq, a predicted model, not a curated record
CCUAAUUUCCAGUUAGUUAUUUAUAGCAUAUGACGUAUUGGAAAGUGAAGCUUUCCAAAAGCCUUUUAGAGCCCAAAUAAUAUUGCUAGAAAAAGAAAUAGUCAAAAGCGUGUGCAUUGACAACAUCGCAAAUGUCAGGAAAUCCAGGAACUGGUACCGAUGAGGUGCGUCUAUCUUCUAAAGACCUUGAAACAUUACUACAGGCAGGAAAUCUGAGCUUUGAAGGGCUGGAUUUACUACAGCUGGAUCCAAAUGUUGCCCAGCAGAUACUGCAAUUUAAACAACAACAAACAGCUGAUCCAAACUUGAAUGCAACAGCAGCCCAGAGUUUGAACGCAAGACCGACAAAACCACGACCAGGACACAGUAUGUCGAGACAGCCAUCUCGUGGUACCCAAGUACAGGGACCGUAUGUUGAAAUAGUUGAGCAACCUCGAGCAAGAGGUCUCAGAUUUAGGUACGAGUGUGAGGGAAGAUCGGCUGGUAGUAUACCUGGUGAAUCUAGUACUCCAGAAAGAAAAACAUUCCCUGCCAUCAAAAUACACAACUACAGUGGUCCAGCUGUAAUAGUUGUGUCAUGUGUAACCAAGGAUGAGCCAUACAAACCCCACCCACAUAAUCUGGUUGGCAAGGACUGUAAGAAGGGUGUUUGUACGCUACGUAUCCGAGAUACUAACACUGUUAGUUUCCCUCAUCUUGGAAUUCAGUGUGCCAAGAAAAAAGAUGUUGAUGGAAACCUUCAAAUGAGAAAAGACAUCAAUGUUGAUCCAUUUCAGACUGGAUUUAAACAUAAAGGUCAAAACAUUGAUCUAAAUGUUGUCAGACUGUGCUUUCAAGUAUUUCUACCAGACGAGCAUGGAAAGAUUACCCGUAUAGUGCCACCUGUAGUCUCACAGGCAAUACAUGAUAAAAAGGCCCUGAAUGAUCUGGUCAUUUGUCGUAUUGAUAGAACAUCUGGUAAACCUAAAGGUGGUGAUGAGAUUUUCCUGCUGUGUGAAAAAAUUAAUAGAGAUGAUAUCCGUGUACGCUUUUUUGAGGAAAGAGAUGGUCGACUUUUUUGGGAAGCUUUUGGAGACUUUGGUCAGAAUGAUGUCCAUAGACAAUUUGCAAUUGUAUUCAAGACACCACCCUAUAAUGACCAAUACCUGCAACAACCUGUUGAAGUCCAGAUGCAGAUACAAAGGUCUUCUGAUCUUGAGGGCUCAGACCCAAUUGCCUUUACUUACCAGCCAGAAGAUCCAGAUCCAGAUAGGAUAUUAGAGAAACGUAAAAGAAAAGCUGCAAGCCUAAAUUUCUUACAAAACCCAGGUGAAGGUAACGCACAAAUCACUCAAGAGACUUUGAAACAGAGACUUAAGUUGAAAGCUACCAGAACUGGUAGGGGUGUGAAAAAUGAGACUAUUUCUGUGAAAGAAGAAGUGAGAAGUCCAGAAGUACCACAGUACUCAUUUUCAAAUAUUGGAGCACAGAAUGUCCAGCCAAAUGUUUCUAUGCCUAAUCUGAUGUCACCCCAGCAACCCCAGAUAUCUCAAAUUGAUGUUGCCACAGCGACUAUUGCUUCACAGUCAAGUAUGUCUGGUGGAAAGAUACAGUACACACCAGCUCAGCCAGCCACCACUCAGAUUCCUUCAGUCUCUCUUACCCCUCAGCUUUUACAGUUGUUGGCAUCGUCUGGAUUGCUUACCACCCAGCAACCUAACCAGUUAAAUCCCUUGUUACAACAACAACAGCAGCAGCAGCAACAACAACAACAACAGCAUGUGGCACAGACAUUCCAAGAUACAGGUAUGCAGCAGAUGCAGACAGAUCAACAAGCCUCUAAUCCACAACUUGAACUAUUUAAGCAAUAUCUUAUGCAGACUGUCGCUAACCAGCAGGGUCAAGCGGCAGCAUCAGGUGUAAGUAACCAUGUUAUCACAAAUAAUGACCCAAACAUGCAGCCUCAAAAUCAAGAAAUGACUUCCUUAAACUCUAUUGACCAAAAUAUCUUACAAUCUAUAUUGCAAGGAGACUCACCAAUGGUAUCUUUUGAAAGCUUUGAAGGACUUAGUGGUAAUAUUGCCGAUCUUAAUUAUGAUCCUAAUAUUGCUGGCUUUGAAACAGUUGGUGGAGACUCUAAUUCUCAAAGUUCACAGCAACAAUUUGAUGAAACAUCUGCUGCAGUUCAAAACCUGAAUGGAUGAGAAUUUGUGUGACAUCUUCAAAACUUAUCCAGAUCAAUCAUAAAUUGAAAUGAUGAAAACAAGACAAUGUGAUUUAAGUAUGCUUUUGUUUUGAUCAUGUUUUGGAUAUGCAAUGAAAGGUUUUUAUAUUGAGUUGUUAAUAGAGAUGGAAAUUAUGCAUUGAAUAUCCUAAUCAAUUGUCAGAAAAGUCAGAUGACUCUUGUGAAGGAUAAACUAUACCUAGCUUUGAAUUUGAAAUGUUGAUGGUCUUGUUGAUUGUUUUAUUAUUUUGAGAAAAGAAUGAAGAUUUUAUCAUGUGUGUUUACUAAACUAAAUGUUGAUAUAUCUGUUUUGCUUUAGUAAUUGAAGUCGGCUACAUGGUGUGUUUCAUGCAUUGUGUAUCAUUUGUUUGACAUUUUUGACACACCUGUACAUUUGAUCAGAAUUAUCUUUUUUUUUUCAUGAUUUACAUUUUAACAUUUUCAUCCCUAACAUCUAUAUAUUAAGGGGAAUAUUGUUUUUGUCCUGUCUAUUUCUGUCAUAGACUAUUUUAACCUUGGUGACCAUAUCAUCUAAAGAUCUUUAUUCUACAUACUUCGGGGCACAACAUUAUAAUAAAAAAUAAAACCCUAAUUAAACUUGAUGGCUAAUCUGUUAACCUGCUGUAUUUCUGAAAUCGACUUGUCCAGCCUUUAAAUAUUGGAACCAUCCAUUAUUAAGUUUAGGGAAAUUAAGAUGAAAAGUUAGCCAACAGUAUUGAACCUGGUGAAUAUUUUAUAUUGUAAAUGUUGGAAUAUUUUGUCUUUUAUGGGCAUUAUAAUCAUCCCAUUUCAUUAUCAUUUUAACAAAGUAUUCAAGAGUGUAAUGCUUCUGUUUUUCAUAUCUUACUUAUAAGGAUUGGGAAUACUUUCCAUCAUUUUAAAAAAUUCUAUAGUCAAAAAUUGAUUUCAUACUAAAACUGACAAUGACUUUAAAGCUUUACAACUGUUUCAGGUUUCCUUAUUGUUUGUCUAUAAUGUUACAUAGCUUUAGCAAUAAUUUUUACUGACACUUGUGCUAUCAUUCAUUUACUAUUUUACAUUAGUGUUUAAUCUUCUUUUCAUUGAAAAAUUACUAUUAUUAGUGAUACAUGUAUAUGGUUACAUAGAUAUACACAGUUCAAAUGUGCUUGUUGCAAAUGUACUGGUGUUUUCUUUCCUUUCAAUACAUUACAUUUGUAUCAUUUUAAUGAAUUAUUUUGUUUUCAUAACUGUAGAUGAAGAAUAAAGUGUAUAUAUCCACA